UACCUUUGGAUCUAAUCAAGCCAAUUCGCUGAGUUCAGGGACCUUUUUGAAGUCGAACGGUGUUUUUGUAAUGAUUAUAUUAUCAUACAUUUUUAUAGCCGGCCUGUAGGCGGCGCUGGUUGGCUUCAGAUUGACGUGGUGACGACAGAACGUUUGUCGUCAAUGUUCAAAGAACAGGAGGGAUUUAAACUGGCGGCACAACUGUAUGACUCCUCGGCGUUGCGUUUUCUAUUGAACUCAUUCUACCGCUCGCCUGCUGUGUUUAUGCUUUCGGUGCGCGGCUGGUAGCAUUAAACGUGUGAUCGUUUGAUUCUGAAAUAUAACUUUCCACGGAGUAAUAAAUAAAUAAAUAAGUAAGUAAAACAUUGACGGGGAAGCAGCAGCAGCACAGCUGUGCCCAUGACGUGCGUAGUGAUUCCGGUCGAUUAAUUCAGAUAAAUAUCGCGUAAGAAUAUUUUAUUGCGUCUCAGCCAAGUGACCUGUAAAAUCGAGGGUCGAGCUGCUGUUGGUUUAUUUGAAUUCAUUUGUGUGAUUAAACAGAUACACGGUCGAUGAAGCACCGGGAAGCAUUCGACAAUUUAGACACCUGUGUUACAAAGACAGACGCCGCCUGGAGUCGCGCAGGUGAGCUCCGAAGCACUACUUUGAUUGGACUGCAAUGCCGCGUUCGACCGAUAGAUGGUGCCAACAUACACAAAGUUACUGCAACUGCUGUGGCUGCUUGUGCAGUGUGACGAUCAGGAGUGCUUGUUAAAGAAUGAAAAACGAUCUGGAUGUAUAAAUUAUUUAAGAAAUAGGUUUAUACGUGACUAACCAUGGUGCACAUGUCGUUUGUGUGCGAGCGUGUUUUUUAAAUUAGGGUUGCUGUACCGUGUGAGCUAGCGUGUUUCGCUUUCUCUGGAAGACAUUGGUUGAGUGACACGUGUCAGCUGCAGUACUCUGGGUCACUUGCACGCAGUGUGUUCAGUCAAUCUGAGCUGAGAGGAUGCGGGCGGGACGUCGGGUCUUGUCGUGCAGAUAAGAAGACAGAACUUGUUCUGAGUGCAUUUGGGUAAUAAACGGUUAAUUAACAACCAGCCCUGCAAAACCGCACGCCGUCAUUAGAGGGUCUUACUACUGGAAUGAACGGCUGUUUCGCAAGACCACACGCCGCUGUGCUUGAAUGGAAUCGCACGCCGCAGCCUCUUUCACUGCACGGCAGGAACAUGCAUUCCAGUUAGUGCUAUCUCGUCUACACGAAGGAUUGCAUUCAGCGGUGUUCGUGGUUUACAUGGUUGCUAUGAAUUUGCUUAAUGAGCCCAUUUCGUGUACAGUGACGCGCGAGUAACUGAAUUAACGUUGCUCAACUUCCUUUUUCCCGUCAUUACAUUUCUAAGUGCUUUGCCCAGUAAGAAGAGAGACCGCCUGUUCGUUAUUUUGAAACCUCUCUGACUGGGAUCUCAACUGUGAUCAAGAACGAGCUCUGCUAUUCUAACAUAUAUACAUCCAAACUGGAGGUCAGGGGAUACUGAAUGCAGUAAAACACAUUGGAAAUACAUACAGAACUAAAUCAACCACAGCAACAGCAGUAUGAACUCAACGACCACCGUGAACAGCGCAGCAGGGGCUUUUAACCCGGCAGUCGGAGCGAACGUAGUGGAGUCGGUUCUCCGGUGCUGCAAUGUCACCGGCUCUGUCAGCACCGACGACGGGUUCGGGAUGUCGAUCCAGGAUGAGCGGAGCCUGUACAUCACGCGGGUGGUCCAGAUUGCGGUUCUGUGCGUCCUGUCGCUUACCGUGGUCUUCGGUGUCUUUUUCCUCGGGUGCAACCUCAUGAUCAAAUCGGAGAGCAUGAUCACUCUGCUGGUAAACGACAGGAGACCGUCCAAAGAAGUGGAGGAGAUUCUUAUCGGCAAUUACUGA
This is a messenger RNA of Polyodon spathula (Mississippi paddlefish), 1902 nucleotides long. RefSeq names its product reprimo, TP53 dependent G2 arrest mediator homolog 3 (gene rprm3). The record is from RefSeq and is a predicted model, not a curated record. NCBI's taxonomy places the organism in Eukaryota, Metazoa, Chordata, Actinopteri, Acipenseriformes, Polyodontidae. The transcript has a single exon. The coding region runs from base 1570 to 1902 and encodes 110 amino acids.